Conger conger (European conger) is the source of this 3640-nucleotide messenger RNA. Its product is annotated as cadherin-12-like. Gene Ontology annotation, biological process: cell-cell junction assembly; calcium-dependent cell-cell adhesion; multicellular organism development. The record is from RefSeq and is a predicted model, not a curated record. The transcript has 12 exons. Gene Ontology annotation, cellular component: plasma membrane; catenin complex; adherens junction. NCBI's taxonomy places the organism in Eukaryota, Metazoa, Chordata, Actinopteri, Anguilliformes, Congridae. Bases 280 to 2718 code for a protein of 812 amino acids. Gene Ontology annotation, molecular function: cadherin binding; calcium ion binding.
GAGAAGAGAGGAGCUUUAGACGAGUCGCUUGCUUUACAGGGUCCGUGUAUUGAGCCUGGGAUAGUUUGCGUGUUACUGUCUUUAACCAUUUGGAUUAAACUGCUGUGAACUCCAUGUGACAGACGGGAAUUCAAUCAAGGCACUGCUUUCUGGAUGACUUUGUGGUCUGGAUAACCCUUCAAGAGCUUCAGAAUCCCUUUGCUGGUUUGGAGUUCUGGAUACUGCCAAGAAGACAUAUUUUUUAGGAAUUAACGGGAUCUUGGACGUCACAGUUUGCAAAUGCUUACAAGGAACUGCUCACUGCUGUUCCUCUGCUUUCUCUUGGACAAGGGCCUCCUCUCUCUUCACUCGCCACCCCAAGGCAGGCUGGGAAAGGAGCACCACAGGGGCAUCAUGGGACUGCGGAGGAAUGGAGGGGCUGGUUUUCAGAGGGUGAAAAGGGGCUGGGUUUGGAACCAGUUCUUUGUUCUGGAAGAGUACAUGGGUUCUGACCCACAGUAUGUAGGCAAGCUUCACACAGACCUGGACAAGGGCGACAGCGUAGUGAAGUACACCCUCUCUGGCGAGGGAGCGGGCUCCAUUUUCACCAUCGACCAGACCACGGGGGACAUCCACGCCCUGCAGAGCCUGGACCGGGAGAUGAAGCCCUUCUACACGCUCCGCGCCCAGGCCGUGGACCUGCUCACCGGAAGGCCCCUGGAACCCGAGUCAGAGUUCAUCAUCAAGGUCCAGGACAUUAACGAUAACGAGCCCAGGUUCCUGGAAGGACCGUAUUCCGCCAGUGUCCCGGAGAUGUCUCCAGUGGGUGCAUACGUGAUGCAAGUGACUGCCACCGAUGCCGAUGACCCUACCUAUGGCAACAGUGCUCGUAUAGUGUAUAGCAUCUUACAUGGACAGCCAUACUUCUCUGUCGAUCCUAAGACAGGAGUGAUCCGGACAGCUCUGCCGAACAUGGACAGAGAAGUGAAGGAAAUCUACCAGGUUCUCAUCCAAGCCAAGGACAUGGGGGGGCAGCUGGGGGGUCUGGCAGGGACGACCACCGUCAACAUCACCCUGAGCGACCUCAACGACAACCCACCCAGGUUCUCAAAAAGUAUAUUUCACCUCAGAGUUCCUGAGUCUUCACCCGUGGGGUCAGCUGUGGGUAGGAUCAAAGCGCAUGAUCUAGACACCGGGAAAAACGCUGAGGUGGAGUACUACAUAGUGCCUGGAGAAGGAGGCCACAUGUUUGACAUUGUUACCAACGCACACCAGGAAGGGAUCAUCAUCCUCAAAAAGCGUUUGGACUACGAAACCAGGAAGUCGUACGCCUUCAAGGUUGAGGCCUCCAAUGCACACCUGGAUCCCCGCUUCCUUCACCUGGGUCCCUUCAAGGACACGGCCACAGUCAAGGUCAAUGUCCUGGAUGUGGAUGAGCCCCCUGUUUUCAGCAGACACUCCUACAGCAUGGAGGUCUACGAGGACACAGCCUACGGCACGGUCAUCGGAGCGGUGUCUGCUCAGGACCUGGAUGUUGGCGCCAGCAAAGUGAGGUAUUCCAUCGAGUGGAAGAGGGACCAAGACAGCUACUUUGACAUUGAUCCGGUGACAGGGACAAUUUCCACCAUCGAUGUCCUGGACAGAGAGAGAAUCGCCAAGCACAACAUCUCUGUUGUGGCAACUAAAGUUAAUAACCCCGCCCUGACCAGCAAAGUACCAGUCACCGUCAAUGUUCUUGAUGUCAACGAGUUUCCCCCCGAGCUGGCCGUGGCAUACGAGUCAUUUGUGUGCGAGAAUUCAAAACCCGGGCAGGUGAUUCAGACGAUCACCGCGAGAGACAGUGACAACCCUCCGAUGGGGCCGAGGUUCUUUUUUCGCUCACCUCCGCAGGACAUCAAGGACAAGAAUUUCACCAUUCGAGACUAUGGGAACAACACGGCGGGGGUGGUGACCCGGCGCGGCGGGUUUCGCCGGCGGCUGCAGGACCUGUACCUGCUGCCCGUGGUGAUGGAGGACAUCGGCCACCCGGUCCUGAGCAGCACCGGGACCCUGACGGUGCGCGUGUGCGCGUGUGACGGCGGCGGGGCCCUCCUGUCCUGCAGCGCGGAGGCCGUCUUCCUGCCUGUGGGCCUCAGCCGGGGGGCGCUCAUCGCCAUCCUGGUCUGCAUCGUCAUCCUGCUGGUCAUGGUGGUUCUGUACGUGGGCCUCAGACGGCAGAAGGACAAGGGCACCCUGAUGACAUCGAAGGAGGACAUCCGUGACAACGUCAUCCACUACGACGACGAGGGAGGCGGGGAGGAGGACACCAACGCCUUCGACAUCGGCACCCUGCGCAACCCCAAAGCCAUGGUGCAGGAGAAGGGCCUCCGCCCAGACGCCCGGCCGGGGUCGGGCCCCGGGGGCUCCCAGGAAGGCCCCGACGUGCGGGACUUCAUCCAGCGCCGCCUGCAGGAGUCUCAGCUGGACUCCUCGGCUCCCCCCUAUGACUCGCUGGUCACCUUCGCUUACGAGGGAGGGGGCUCCGUGGCCGAGUCUCUGAGCUCCAUCGAGUCCCGGGGGGCCGAGGCGGAGGAGGACUACAGACGCCUGUGUGAGUGGGGACCCCGUUUCCAAACGCUGGCGGCGAUAUUCAGCGGGAAGGACCCUCAGUCCCGCGAGACAGAGCCGGCGCUGGCGGCAGAGACCAAUGAGGAAACGGCAGAGUUAACCAGAGACACCACAGAGGAAGAACAAACUUAGCUUUCAUUCACUGACCCUUUCGCACUUCAGUUAUACUCCGAUUUACCUCUGAAUUUUCCUUCAUAACUAUGUGACUCCUUCAGAAGGACUACAUAGUACCUUCAUAAGGGCACCAUAAAAAUUCAUAAACUCUCCUGUGGAAGAUGGCGUAUUGUGUGUUGCUAAGGAUACAGCAAAGGCAUUACCAGUGACGCACACCUGCGUUUAUUGAAAAAAGCAUCCAUGAUUGUCAUUACAGUUUUUAUGAAGGUGCUAUAUAGUGUUUAUGAGGGAGUGAUAAAGCUCUCGAGAUGGACCAUUAAUUAAAAUGCCAGAUAUUGCUCUCUUAGGGACAAAUAUCGGCAAAUACUGAACAAUGAGCCAACUAUCUAAUUAAUAUUCACAGUUUUCUUUUGUAGUAUUUUUACCUGAUUUGUUUCUGUACUGAUUACUGGAAUCUUAAUUUUAAUUAUUGAGUCAAAUCUUUGAAUUUAUUGUCAUAACAGUGGGAAGAAAAAAAACAUUUAAAAAGGGAGAGAUCUCUCUUUAAUAUCCUUGAAAGUGCCUCAUGGACUGUCCUAUUUCUUAGACCUCAUGUUGCUAUACAGCUCCUAUUGUGUUUCUUGUAAGUCUGAAUCCUAGAACAAAGGUUAUAGGAAACUUAUUAAAGCAGUUUUAUUGUAGGAGGGAACAACUUAUAAAAUGUCAACUGGGAUAAAGUUUGAUCCUGAGUUUGCCAAAAUUUAUUUUGAUUGUUAUGUGUGUACAUGUUUGAGUACUUCUUUGUUAUGAAUUAGUUUAAUCUUUGGCAAGAACAGCGGGUGUAUGUGUCCAUGCGUCUCAGUAUAGGGACAGUAAUGAGACAGUUGUUGGGAUUUGUGAUGGUUGUACAAAUAUUUAGGGCUGCAGAUAAUUGGGAUUCAGGUCAUGUUAUAAACAUGCU